UUCUCGAAAAGAACGAAGGUCUUCGUCGAGAGGGCUCCAUCAACGGCGCAACGAUGGAGGCCGUUCCACGGAUGCCGAUGGUUGGCUUUGAGCUGAAAAUUUCUCCCGAGCAGACGAGCUUCGUAGGUCUGAAGCAGUACAUUGCGGAGUACUACCACGAAGAUCCGGACUCGUACUCGAAGGAGUGCUAUCAGCUGGAGCAGUUGCGGGGAAAUGCAACCCGGCCGACGCGAGACAUCGAGGGCACUGCCACUAUACGGCGUUACUACUGCCAGCUGCACUCGAUCCAGAACCGCUUUCUGCUCGGAGGGCUAAGCGAAAGCCAACAGAUACUGUCCUUUCACUGGAAGGACAUGUACUCCGGGGCGACGGUGACGAAGGCGAAUCUAAAGUUCGAAAUGGCCGCCGUGCUGCACAACUUUGCCGCCCUCCACACGCAGCUCGGUGGAGCGGAAAGCCGCUCCGAUCCGGAAGGAAUGAAGAAGGCUUGUACGCAUUUCCAGUGUGCGGCCUGGGCAUACGGUCACGUGAAGGAUGGUUACGCUGCACUGCUGCAGGGCGAUCUUUCCUCCGAGCUGCUGGCCUUCAUGCAGGCGCUUUGUCUCGCCCAGGCUCAGGAAUGCAUCAUGGAGAAGAGUCUGUGCGACAACCGGAAGUCGGGCAUUAUCGCCAAAGUGACGGCUCAGAUCAUUAGCUACUACAACUCGGCUCUGGCAGCGCUCCUCACGCAAGCAGGUGACGGUGGGCGGGUGCAGGACAUUGUCGGCAGCAAGCUGUUCAAGGAGUGGCGCCGUUACGUGCGCUUUAAGAUAUCGUAUCUGUCCUGCAUCCUGCUGCUGUACCAGGGCCAGCAGUCCGAGGAGCAGCAAAAGAUGGGCGAAAGGGUCGCACUCUACCAGGCGUCGUUCGACAAGCUCGAGGAGGCACGCAAAGAGUCGAAGGGCAUGGGCUGCCAGGAGCAAGUGAACGAAGCUCUGCAGUUCACGAUGGACGUGGUCGAAGCGAAGCGGAAGGCUGCGAAAAACGAGAACGAAUUCAUCUACCACGAGGAGGUACCCGAACUGAGUGCGAUUUCCGCCGUGCAGGGUGCCAAUCUCGUUAAUGGGAUCGCAUUCAACGUAACCGAUCCGGAGGCGAUGGGCGAGGACAUCUUUCAUCGGCUCGUUCCGAUGAAGGCGCACGAAAGUAGCUCCCUGUACAGCGAGGAGAAGGCGACGCUGCUGCGUACGCUCGGUUCCCGGGUUGAAGACAAAAACACCGAACUGGAGACGUUUAUGAGUUCGCUAAACUUGGCCGCCAUCAAGCAGCUCGAGUUGGGCGAGGAUGGUAAACCGACAGCGGCAAACGAUUCGCGGCUCCCGCAAGGCCUGGUCGACCGCUGUGCUGAGCUGCAGGCGAAACCGAACGCCAUUCCGGAUCUGGUGCAGUCAAUGUCCGUCCUAGCGGACACGUGCUCCGAUGUGGAGCUUACUUUGAAGGAAAUAAAGAACCUGCUGCGACAGGACGAGGCGAAGGAGGAUCGGUAUCAGCAAAAGAUUGGCCAACGUUCGAACGGAGGGGCCCACAUCGUUGAGCUGGGCCGAGAAUUGGCCAAAUAUCAGGAAGCACACAAUAAGGCCGGCGAAAGCAACGACACCCUGCGCAAAGCGAUGGGAUUGCACGUGCAGAAUCUGAAGAUACUUUCGCAACCGCUACCCGACAUCCGAGCGCAAGUGCCAGUGUGUAGCGAACAGUUCGACGAGGUUGCGUUGUCCAAUCUGACACUUAUGCUGGGAAAGGUCGAGGAAAUGCGCCUUCAGCGCGACGAUCUGUAUAAAGACGUGCGCCACAACAUCACUGAAGAUGACAUCACAUCGCAACUGAUAGCCCUCGAUGGAGGUGGCAGCACGGAGCAGAAGACCAAAAUGGAGGAACUGUUCCGGCGGGAACUCUCGAAGCACGAUAAGCUCAUCGGCAUUCUGGAGCAAAACAUGAAAGCGCAACCAAACAUCUUGAAGGCAAUGACCGAGGCUUACGCGCGCUGUGCGCCGACUCUGAAGAGUCACUCGGACAACAAGACGCGUCGGGAUCAGUUCUUCUCUUCGCUCGUUGCGUCGUACGACGUGUACCAGGAUCUCCUGUCGAAGAGUGCGAAAGGGCUUGAGUUCUACCGGAAGCUGCAGAGCAACGUGCAGAAGCUUUACUCGCGCGUCAAAGCCGCCUGCGAUGUGCAGAACGAAGAGCGCAAUCAGAAACUAAAGUCGAGUAACAUUUCCAAGCGUUCGAACGAAGCUGUAAACGGAGCUGGUGGAGCGACGUACGCCUCGGGAUCAGCCGCCGGUACUCCGGGAGCCGGUAGUGGUGGUCCCAAACUGAAAGAUUAUCUAAAAGCAGGAACCAUAACGCUCGGAUCGAUUAAAGCUGCCGGAGUGGAUAAACAUUUGCCAUCGAUACGCCCGGCACCGGUCGGCUCGGAGAGCACGGGUGGCAGAGGAGCAAAUGUUAGUGGCGGAAAUGUCGGUCAGGCCGGAGGCUACUAUCAGGACUCGUAUAGCGCGGGCUAUGGCAAUUACCAUCAACAACAACAACAGUAUGGAGGAAGCAAUGUAUCUCCGGCCGUUGCCGCCUACGACUACGCUCAGUAUGCGGCGUCACAAAUUCAGCAGCAAACACCGCUGCCAUCCACCAGCACUGGGUAUGCCAAUCCUUUGUAUCAAAACACAAGCACCGCACCGUACUACUACAAUCAGCAAUCGCACCAACCAUCGCAACAGCAGCAGACAAGUCAGUUGCAAACCGUACCUACCGCGGCAACCUACGAUUAUGGGCAACAGCAGCAGUAUCGUCCAGCCCAGCAACCGUCACCGGCUCCUUCGACGGCAUCAUCAACGACCGACAUUAGCCAGGGACAGUCUUGGCCACAAUUAUCGCAGCAGUUCGGUGCAAUGAAUCUUCAGCAACCCACCGACGUAUCAUCUUAUUAUGCGACCACAGCAAACAAUGCUCCUACGGGAGGUUACGGUUCAACGGACACCCCAACCGAUCAGCAGACUUAUCCCAAUCUACAGUCGCAACUCAACGCCUAUACGGUGCCGCAGCAACAGUAUCAGACUCCGGCGAACAGCUAUGUACAAUAUUCGGUUUCUUCUAGUGAAUCGUUUGCCUCGACGCCGACGAUGCCGGAAGCGUAUGGAAAUUCCAGCCAAUCGCAGGUUAAUCACUACCAACAGCCGGUAACAUCCCAGUAUUACCAGCAACCACAACAACAAGGGCACUAUCAGUGUGAGCAAACAUCAUCAUACGGUUCGCAUCCGGGUUAUUCCUACAACUCACAAACUGGGGCGUAUGAGUAUACCAGUGGUUUUCAGUAUGAUUCAUCGUUUGUAUCCGCGUCGUACCAGAACCAGUAUGCUCCGAGCACCCAAACGGCUGCAGGAACCUCAAUGGCUGUCACUACGCCCAGUCAAUCGAUAACAUCCGUAGAUUCGUUCUCGCAGCCGUAUCAAAUCUCCGCCAGUCCAGCCAUUGCUGGGCAGUCUUCAGGCGCCCAGGGUGGUUACAAUGCCCCUCAGCAACAACCUCAACAACCUGAUUCAUCGUACUAUUCGACGGGAGCGAUGGCGUCGAACGCGGCCGGAUAUUAUCACCAAUCGUCGACGUAUUCCACAAUCCAAUCGAAUCAGUAUUCGCAACAGCUGGAUUCGAUGACGCCAGUCUCCAUUCCGUCGGUUGAUCCUGCCAACGUGGCCCACUAUUCGCAUCACACAAACUCGUACGUUGACAGUAGUGGGUCACAGCAGGUGCAGCAGCAACAACAGCCGAAUGUCACGACAACGACUCCGUCAUCUCAGCAGCAGCAGCAGCCUGCUCAAUCUGUACCACCGGCGCCGAAGCCUUCGAAGAGUGCCAACAUUGACCUAUUGUCCGGAAUUGAUUUUUCUCCGGCCGACGUACCACCGCUUUCCGUGCCCGUACUGCAACCGCAAUCCUCCGUCACACCGUCCGUCAGUGGCAGUGCGAUCGAUGAGAGUGAGAUUGCUAGCGAGAUUCUGACACCAUCGAAGGUACCGGAGAAGAUGACGCCCGUUCCGCUAGCAGUCAGCCAACCAUCCACCGGUGCACAACCACCACCGGCUCCAGCAACACCGAAUUCUGCCUCGAUCAGUCUCGAUCGGAAGCCAAGCUUCGACAAUCUUUCACUCUGCUCCGAUCUGAGCUCGAGCUUCGACUGGGAAAGUGCCUCGGUGUGUGGUGCGACGGCCACUGCCUCGGGAGCGACGACCGGUGUUAGUGGCGCCGUGAUGGAUAAUGUCUUUUUGCGUCCCGCAAAACCGGACCCAUUCGACGAUGCCAGCACGGUCAAGUGGUUCCACAAGGAGGUCGAACGAUUGGAGAAGUUUGUCGAAACGAUUAACGUGAAAACGCUGAACGGUACGACUCCACUCGAUAGCAAGUGGAAGGAGCUGCAAGAUUUGCUGGUCAAAGAAGAAUCGAAGCGCCAGGUUGGUGUUGCUCGACUGUUCCCGGAAAAGAAUCGAUCGAUCGAUUGCGUUCCGUAUGAUCACGCACGGGUGCAACUGUCGACCGAUACGGACAACUACAUUAACGCUGUUUACGUGAAGUUCAAGAAGGACCCAAAGCUGGAUCUUGGUUUCGGUUGUCCCAAUUUUGUACUGGCCCAAACACCGCUGCCAAACACGGUGAACGAUUUCUGGAACAUGAUUUGGUCCCAAAAAGCCAACGUGAUUGUGUGCCUUCACACGGCCAACGAGCUUCUCGAUCCAUUUUGGCCAACGGAAGCGAGCAAAGAGCUUAGCUACGGUGACGUAUCUGUAACGUUGGUAAAACAGUUUGAUCUGACACACUGCACCGAGCGCACGUUAUGCAUUCAAAUGCUCGGUGCCGACCAUUCGCUCACCGUCGCACUUCUGCAACCGAAGUUGUGGCCGAAACAUAGCACCGAACACAUUCUGGGUGUGGCGCAGAAUCUGAUCGAUGCGUACCGGCAGUAUAAUGCACAGGUGGAUCAGAAGCUAACGCAGCUACGGCCUCUAGUGUUGAACUGCCUGAAUGGCUCCGAUCGCUCCAGUCUGGUCACGGUGGCCAUCGGAACCAUUCUCGCUACGCAGACACGAAAACCACUGUUGAUAAAUGUGAUCGAUAUUUGGUACCGGAUCUGCUGCCAGCGAAAGGGUGCUUUGCGUGACCCGAACUACAUACAACUUUCUUAUCAAAUCGUAUUGAGCCACGGGCACUGCAUUUUAAACAAACGUGGUAUCCUCACGUCCUAUCAGAUGAAAUCGGCGCAAGCAGCAAGCAGCACCGUGAAGGAGGAAGCGAAUAAUGAUCCCUUCAAAGAUCUUGAUCCACUGUGGAAAUUGAAAUGACGGCCUUCGCCAGCGAUCGACGCGCAGUGAUGGGUCUAAACCGGAACACGGAAUUUGAUGGACACGCUCACGAUCAAUCACGGCACGGGUGGCGCAUCGCACUGCAACACAAGCCAAAUUAUUGUUAAACUUUAUGUUUACUGGAAAAUUUUAUCGUACCGUUUUAGUGUAAUGUUUCGUGUUGCGUUUCAUUGUGUUCUGCGUUGCACGUGUUAGGCCCGGGAAGUGCUGUAUCGGACACGAUCCAUCUAGUUCCCAUUCCCGUUUACUUUGCAGCUGCCGAUUCCAUUUUAUUUGAAAAAGACUAGGGGAUGUGUUCCAAUAUUUAAACUAUUGCAAAAACAUACAUAUUUAUUUUUAUCGCUAAUAUACGGAAUGUGGGAGAUAGUGAAAGAAUGAUAUAUAAUCUUCAAUCCUUCUAGGAGUCAAGCAGAAGCGGCUUCGACCAAAAAUAUAAACGUUUAUUUCGAUAGCUACGAUAUGCUCGUGAUCGCCGAUGUGUACGGCGUAUUUUCCAACAAAAUAAAAUAUACUUGUUUCCGGCACA
Molecule: messenger RNA, 5913 nt
Organism: Anopheles bellator
Lineage: Eukaryota; Metazoa; Arthropoda; Insecta; Diptera; Culicidae
Gene: mop
Product: tyrosine-protein phosphatase non-receptor type 23
Exons: 8
Coding region: 54-5366 (1770 amino acids)
Biological process (GO): protein transport to vacuole involved in ubiquitin-dependent protein catabolic process via the multivesicular body sorting pathway; early endosome to late endosome transport; endocytic recycling
Cellular component (GO): endosome
Molecular function (GO): protein tyrosine phosphatase activity; protein binding
Source: RefSeq, a predicted model, not a curated record